This is a messenger RNA of Entamoeba dispar SAW760, 684 nucleotides long. RefSeq lists its product as uncharacterized. Bases 1 to 684 code for a protein of 227 amino acids. The transcript is spliced from 3 exons. Lineage: Eukaryota; Evosea; Mastigamoebida; Endamoebidae. The record is from RefSeq and is a predicted model, not a curated record. Gene Ontology annotation, molecular function: GTPase activity; GTP binding.
AUGAAUACUAAAGGUGAUGCUAUCUCAUUAGAAGAAGAAACAACCCAAUCAAUAUUAACAACUGAAGAUAUGUUUAGUAUAGAUGAUACUAAUACAAAUAUUAAAAAAAUAGAAGAAAAACCAUUUAAAGUAUUGAUGGUAGGAGAUGAAGGAGUAGGGAAGACUUGUUUAGUGAAGCAAUUUAUUAAUAAAAAGAAUAAAGAAGAUGGAAAAUCUAAUAUUUGUUAUACUAAAAUAAUAAAUAUUUCAGGAGAUGAUAUUGUAUUACAAGUUUGGGAUUUUGAAUCAAAACAACAAGAUUCAAUGAUGUCAAGAAGUUAUUAUGAAGGAUGUAAUGUUGUCAUUGUAGUAUUUGAUAUUUCUGAUAGAACAACAUAUGAAAGUGUUAAAGGAUGGUUAAAAGAUGUUGGGUAUUAUGCACCUAAAGAUAUUAUUAAAUAUCUUGUAGGAAAUAAAACUGAUUUAGCUGCAAAUAGAAUUGUUUCUAGUCAAGAGGCAGAAGACCUUGCUAAAAGAGAAGGGUUUGAAUAUAUUGAAACAAGUGCUAAAUCAAAUAAUAAUGUAGAUGAAUUAUUUCAACAAAUUGGAAGAUUAUUAGUUCAAAAUAAUUUAUUAAUAACAACAAAUACACCACAACCAUUUCCUAAAUUAAAGAAGAAAACACAGUGUUGUAUUAUUGUAUAA